Molecule: messenger RNA, 535 nt
Organism: Neomonachus schauinslandi (Hawaiian monk seal)
Lineage: Eukaryota; Metazoa; Chordata; Mammalia; Carnivora; Phocidae
Gene: CCL25
Product: C-C motif chemokine ligand 25
Exons: 5
Coding region: 26-451 (141 amino acids)
Biological process (GO): lymphocyte chemotaxis; chemokine-mediated signaling pathway; cellular response to type II interferon
Cellular component (GO): extracellular region
Molecular function (GO): CCR chemokine receptor binding; chemokine activity
Source: RefSeq, a predicted model, not a curated record
CCGAGGAGGAAGAGCAGCCUGCACUAUGAACCCGUGGCUCGUGCUCUGCCUGGUGGCCAGCUUGGUGGGCGCCUGGUCUACUAUCCAUGCUCAAGGUGUCUCUGAGGACUGCUGCCUGGCCUACCACUCCCGUGUUCGGCCUGGCUUCCUCCGGCACGCCCGGAGUUACCGGCGCCAAGAAGUGAGCGGCAGCUGCAACCUGCCUGCUGUGAUAUUCUUCUUCCCGAAAAACAAGAUCCUGUGUGCGAACCCACGGGACAGCUGGGUGCCGAAGAUGGUAGACUUCCUGGAUGCUGGGAACAAGACCCUCUCAAAGCGCCACUGGAGACACUUGCAAGUCAUCCUCUUUGGAGCUAGGAAGUCGAGCACUGGAAUCUCCAAGCUGCCGCUGCCCAAGGUUAGCAGGCUCACCAGAAGCGACAAGGAAAACUACCCUCCUGACAAAAGCUAAUCCAGGACCGUGAGCCGACACAUCUCCAGGAUUAGCCCAGUGCAAGAUGGGCUGGACCUUCCUCCACUGCAACAGUCCCCUGCG